AUGAGUCAAGCUUCAAACUCACUCAAGUCUAUCGGCUCAAAGUUGAUGGCUGCACAACGAUGCGCCGUGUAUGAUGCCAAGGUGGUAGGCGAGAUUGCCAAGCAAGUGUAUACCAAGGAGCGUAUGAGUUUUCCCAGUGGCCAGCAGUUUUCAGAAGCACAGCAAUACGUAAAGAAGGACCUAUUCAACGCGUCGACAUGGAAGAAUCUUACCAAGCAAGACGUUGCUAAGGGUGCUGUCGUUGCUGCCGAGUUGUAUACGUUCUUUUUGAUUGGCGAAGUAGUGGGCCGUAGAAACUUGAUCGGAUACAAGGUCGAGGAACCUGGAGCACAUCAUGCGGAAAAGAUGGAGUUGUAG
Molecule: messenger RNA, 357 nt
Organism: Lichtheimia ornata
Lineage: Eukaryota; Fungi; Mucoromycota; Mucoromycetes; Mucorales; Lichtheimiaceae
Exons: 2
Coding region: 1-357 (118 amino acids)
Biological process (GO): proton motive force-driven ATP synthesis
Molecular function (GO): proton transmembrane transporter activity
Source: RefSeq, a predicted model, not a curated record